AUGUAAAAUCUCAAACAAUUGGUGUAUAUGAGAUAAAUGCCCUCAAAUUUAAUAGCCUUUUCCUCGAAGGAGGGUAAGAGACUAUUCAAAGAAGCAUUGGAUUAAAACACUAUGGAAUGCUACUUUCCACUUGCUGAACAAUUUAUCACCUAAUUGCAUCCGACUACUUGUGGAUCGACAACAUUGGUCAUGGUGUUGAAUGCUCUUAAGAUCGAUCCAGGAGUGCAAUGGAAAGGAAUUUGGAAAUGGUACACCGAAGAGAAUUUGCAUGGUUUAAAAAAGGAACAUUUAGAUAAUGGUAUAGAUUUGGAUGCAUUUUCGCAUAUUGCUAAACACAAUAAAGUGGCCAUUCAAACCUUCUAUCAUCCAAAUUUGUAUGAAUAACAAUAUGAAUAAAAAAAUUUUUAUGAUUGUUAAGAGAAGUGUACUCGAAUUCAAAAUCACCAUAAAAUAGCAUCGGUUCAGACAUUCUAGACCUGUUUGGAAGCUUCUUCCAGAAUGGACAGACUCUUUAUGGUAGUAAAUAACAGCAGAAAAAUAAUGGGGCAAACAGGAGAGGGACACUUCUCGCCAAUAGGAGGAAUUCAUUUAAAGGAGAAAAAAGUGAUGCUCUUUGAUGUUGCAAGAUUCAAGUAUCCUCCUCAAUGGUGCGAUUUUGAUCUGCUCUAUAAUUCCAUUGCCCCAAUCGACAAGGACAAUAAUAUGACAAGGGGAUUUGCAUUGAUAACGAAAACAUUGGAUUACGACAUUUAAAGUUAAUACUCAAGGUAGAUUCUAUAGGAUUGGUUUAAAAAUAAGACUGAGAGUAGUAGUGAUCUGCCAAACCAGUUAUCAGUUAUAUUUGUUUACUACUUGUUUAUAGUGUUGCAGAGAAUUGAAAUGCAAAAGACAAAUAUUCACACUAUCCCAUUUUAAUUGGCUUUAAGGGAGGAAUCUAGAUACAAUAUUGAUUAAGCUUUGAUAUAGAUUAAAGGAUAGAAACAUCUGCACAGUUUAAUAAGCGAUUUUACUUUUUAGUACCCUGAUCUAAUCACAACUAUAAGUUGUCUUCUUUACAACAUUUUAUGUGGUUAUCAAAUAAGCCAUAGAGAAUUGACUGAAGAAUAUGAACUGAUGAGAAUGAUAUUAGGAAUUUGA
Molecule: messenger RNA, 1137 nt
Organism: Paramecium tetraurelia
Lineage: Eukaryota; Ciliophora; Oligohymenophorea; Peniculida; Parameciidae
Exons: 4
Biological process (GO): cellular detoxification of cadmium ion; phytochelatin biosynthetic process; detoxification of copper ion
Molecular function (GO): metal ion binding; glutathione gamma-glutamylcysteinyltransferase activity
Source: RefSeq, a predicted model, not a curated record